Molecule: messenger RNA, 1746 nt
Organism: Cladophialophora psammophila CBS 110553
Lineage: Eukaryota; Fungi; Ascomycota; Eurotiomycetes; Chaetothyriales; Herpotrichiellaceae
Exons: 2
Coding region: 1-1746 (581 amino acids)
Biological process (GO): transmembrane transport
Molecular function (GO): transmembrane transporter activity
Source: RefSeq, a predicted model, not a curated record
AUGGCUUCCAAGAAAGAUGGCGUCUCCCUUCAAGAUACACACAACGAGACGGAAACAAGUGUCCCUUCCAAUACCGAUGAUGCUGACGACAGCAUAAACAUCUCCGGGCAAGACAUGGCUAGUCUUCCAUCCUCAGAGUCGACGAAAAGAGACAUCGAGGCCCAAAACUCGGCUCUGACGACAACGUCGAGCACCACAAGCAAGAAGCCGUACACGGCCUUUUCCAACAAUGGAAAAUGGUUCAUUGUCACCAUGACCGCCAUGGCAUCCUUCUUCUCGCCUUUGUCCGGCCAGAUCUACUAUCCAGUUCUCCCCAUCCUGACAAAGACGUAUCAUCUCUCCUCAGGACUGAUCAACGUCUCCAUCACCACGUACAUGAUUUUCCAGGGCCUGGCGCCGAGCUUCAUGGGCACCUUCUCCGACGCCAGCGGUCGACGACUGGGCUAUAUUCUCGCCUUCACCAUCUACACGGCUGCAAACAUUGGUCUGGCGCUGCAGGACAGUUAUGCCGCCCUACUCGUCCUGCGGUGUCUGCAGAGCGCAGGGAGCAGUGGCACAAUUUCCUUCGGAUACGGAGUGAUUGCUGAUAUCGCCACUACUGGAGAGCGAGGGAAGUACUUCGGCCCUAUGGCGGCGGGCGUCUUGACGGCGCCAGCCCUCGGACCGACCAUUGGUGGUCUCCUGACGCAGUUUCUCGGAUGGAGAGCGGUCUUCUGGUUCCUUACAAUCAUCAGCGGCGGGUUCCUAGUGACGUACAUCAUCUUCAUGCCCGAAACGCAUCGCAAGAUCGUGGAUGACGGGAGCAUCGUGCCACAUCAAUGGUGGCGCCAGUCGGUCGUGCAGUAUUUAGCCGGUCGCCGCCGGCUGAAGAGAAUGAGUGCCCAAGAGAGGGACGACUAUGAACGCGCGCGCCAGGCUCUUGUGGAACAGCAACGCAACACGAGAAUCCGUUUCCCCAAUCCGCUCGAGUCCUUUGUCAUUCUCACCAACCCGGACGCAUUCUGUCUCAUCCUGUACACCGGGAUAAUGAUGUUCAGUAACCUAGUUCUGAUGACGAGCACGCCGACCGUGUUUCCCAGGCUGUACGGCCUCAACGAGCUCCAGGUGGGAUUGUGUUUCUUACCACUGGGCAUCGCCGCGGCAAUCGGCGCGUUCUGCAACGGCCGUCUUCUGGACUGGAACUACCAGCGCAUGGCCCGCAAGCUGGGCGUCACGGUGGAUCGGAAGCGCGGCGACGAUCUGCAUAAUUUCCCUAUCGAGCGCGCUCGCCUGCAGGCCGUCUUCCCCUUCCAGGUCUUACAGGUCGCGGCCCUGGUUCCCUACGGCUGGGCGCUGGAGAGACAUGCCUCGCUCGCGGUGCCGCUCGUCCUGCAAUUUGUACUGGGCUUCUGUCUGGUCGUUGCCUCCAACUCGAUCAGCACCCUCCUCUCGGACAUCUACCCGGGCAGCGUCUCGACCGCGUCCGCCGCCUCGAACCUCGUCCGCUGCAUGCUCGGCGCCGUUGGCGCCGCCGUCGUCGACAACAUGCUGACCGGUUUGGGGCUCGGCUGGUGUUUCGUCCUUGUCGGCCUGCUGAUGGCCGCAGCGACGGUGUUUCUAUACAUCGAAACCCAAUGUGGCAUGCGUUGGCGGCAGACUCGGUGGCGGAAACUGGAACAGAAGAAAGAAAAACAAGUCGAGAAAGAAAAGCGGAGGACUCUCCUCCCACUCCAACAAGAAGAAGCCUCCGCCGACCCCUCUGCGUAG